UUUCGAUGAAAACCAUUCUGUCAUGUCGCUGUAGCGUUCAGUGUGGCACGGCUUGGCGGCGAGGAAUGUAACAAUCGUGCAAAACAUGUGUCGGGGUAUAAGUUUAUCACAACUAUUUUUAUUUAUUCACUAGAAAAAUACAUCCACUAUGGCAAAAUAGUAUCCCUGUUGACACAGAACAGCCGCAAAGUCACUGUCGAGACCGCGAGGUUUUUAAUCGGGGGAGGGCAACUAUUAGCUUGUGAAGCUAACGUUACAUAUACUCGUUUUUGCUAGCAACUGACCUCUACCAAAACACGGCGCAUUGGACUAGUGAUCAAUAAGUUACAAAUUCCUUAUCGUCAGCCCUCCUACCAACCCAAAGUGGUGCCCUGCGUACGGGUCCUGUGAAUAUGAGACAGAAUGAGUCAGAGAGAUACCCUGGUUCAUCUGUUUGCUGGAGGGUGUGGGGGAACGGUAGGAGCCAUCCUGACCUGUCCUCUGGAGGUGGUGAAGACCAGACUACAGUCAUCCCAUAUCACACUCUACGUGUCUGAGGUGCAGCUCAGUACCGUCAAUGUGCCCAGCGUAGCACGCAUGUCCCCUCCAGGACCUUUGCACUGCCUCAAGUUGAUUCUUGAGAAAGAAGGAGCCCGCUCUCUGUUCAGGGGCCUGGGGCCUAAUCUAGUGGGCGUGGCCCCCUCCAGAGCCAUCUAUUUUGCUGCAUACUCCAGUGCCAAAGAGAGAAUGAAUGGAGUGUUUCAGCCGGACUCUACACAGGUCCACAUGGUGUCUGCUGGCUUGGCAGGGUUCACAGCCAUCACAGCUACCAACCCUAUCUGGCUCAUCAAGACUCGCAUGCAGCUGGACUCCAGGAACCGCGGGGAGAAGCCCAUGAAUGCGUUUGAGUGUUUGCGGCGGGUAUACCAGACAGAAGGCCUGCGAGGGUUCUACCGGGGAAUGUCAGCGUCCUACGCUGGAAUCUCAGAGACUGUGAUCCACUUUGUCAUCUACGAGAGCAUCAAGCGGCGCAUCCUGGAGGCCAAGGCCACGCAGCACAUGGACGAGGAGUCGUCCAAGGAUGCCUCAGACUUUGUGGGGAUGAUGCUCGCCGCUGCCACCUCCAAGACCUGUGCCACAUCCAUUGCUUACCCCCACGAAGUGAUCCGGACCCGGCUACGGGAGGAAGGCACCAAGUACCGUUCCUUCUUCCAGACUCUGACCACGGUGCCCAAGGAAGAGGGCUACCGGGCGCUGUACCGCGGCCUCACCACCCACCUGGUGCGCCAGAUCCCUAACACCGCCAUCAUGAUGUGUACCUACGAACUAGUGGUCUACAUGCUAAACGGUUAACCUUUUUCCCUUGACCUACGACCCCAGAUUAAACCCUAGAGAGAUGGACCAAUGGCACAAAGAGACCCCCAAGAAACAGGAGAGGGACCAGGUACUCAUCUCUCACCUCCAGUCCCUCCAUCCUGUCUAAAACAAAAGCAAAUUGUCCCAAAAGCACCCUGUUUUGGGAUGGGGGUUGGUUUGUUUUCAGGGGUGCACGACACAGGAAGAGGGGUUGGUAGACAGGAAAUCACCAUGUUUGUUUUGGGGAUAUGGUUUAAAGGUGUUUAAAAAGAAGCAGUGUCAUUGAAAAGGAGUUCUUAGGAGCCCUUUCUCUCUCCUUUUCUUGCCCUCUCUUAUUGUCUCCUAAAUAAGCUUCUUUACAAGAGCAUAGCUUACUGGAGCAGGUACAGUGGGGAGAACACUCCAGCUAUUUUAGUCUAACAAUGCUAAUCAUUUCUCUGGUUUGUGUGUCAAGGGGGCAGUAGAGUAGAGGCUUGUUGAGUGCAGGGAGGUCUUAAGAAUUGGGUUGAAGGUUUGAGCGAGGUGGAUAGGGGACGUGCCUUGCCUUGCGUGACAACUUCAACUGACUGGUAUAGAUGCACAAUAGUGAUGAGGAAGAGGAGCAAAGGUCAGACCAGCCCUUGUUUCUGGAUCUCAUUAAACCACAGUUGGACCGCAGGCAUUCAGAACCACACACAGUGCUGGUCGGGUCUGCUUUGCACUCAGGACCAAGCCUGGUCCCCUCCACCCCAGGACAGCAAGCUCACAGGUCAUCCCUACAGCCAGGUCUAACCUAACCUCUGUGACUGGCUGGCCGGCCGGCCCUGACUAACACUAUAAGGCUUGAAACUCUGACUCAUACAGUAGUCUUUACAGUGUUCUCUUUGUGUGGAUGUUCUGUAAAGUGGGCGAUAGUAAGAACCUUUUGACCCACUCCCUCAUACCACCCAGACUGACCAGAAUCAUCCGCCAUUUUAAACUACUUGAAUGUUAAUCAACACAAGGAAUAACAAACGAAAGACUAUGGGAGCGUUGUCACAUCAGAUGGCAACUUUGUGUAAAUAUUCUAAGAGAGAAAAUGCAUACGUUUACAAACUUAACAAGACAAUUAUAUGAAAUCGUAUAAAUGUCUUCAUAAGAUGUAACAUUGUUGCAUUUUUCUACCCAGUCAUAGGAGUUUAAACUGUUUUUUGGGAGAUGAGGGUGAACCCUAAGGUUUCCCCUCCUCCCCCCUUUGACAGAGCAUUGUGUGACUCUUUCUGCACUUUUCUAUAGACCUGCUCCGACCUCCAGUUGCAUCUCUUUUCUCUGCCUCAGAAUCCACAUGUUACCGAUGAGACACUCUGUCCAGUGUUCACUUUGGGAAUAGAUGGAAUUCUCUUGUGUGUGAAAUGCUACACGAUAAGGAGACCCUGUGUUGUCUAUCCAUACUUUAUGCAGUAUGUGUUUUUACAAGUUGACUACAUUUGGAAAAGAAAUAGUUUUGAUGCCUUGAACAGAAAGAUGCUUGCUGUCUACUUCUCCCUUUAUUUAGCUGCUUUUCCUGUUAUUUUCUGAUUGUCAUUUUGAAACUGUGAGAACUCAAUGUUCAUCUCCUUGUUUACAUUCAGUCUUGUGUAACCAUAGAGACGACCUUACCUACUGACCUUUCCCCACUCACAUGAUAUGAGCACGAAGAGCCUUCCCAGCACAUGUAAUCAUCACUGCAGCCAUUCAGUCAAAUAUCCACAGGUCACACUAAUGCUAGAAAUAGGAAUUAAGUUCAUAACAUGCUUACUGUUCCUUAAGAGGGGGUUCCUUAAGAGGGGGUGCACAACCACAAGUUGCACCUGUAUUCGUCUGUCUCACUCGUCAUAAUUCACGAUUUUAGAAACAUUCUCAACACAUUUACCAUUAAUUUCUAUUGGGCACAAACACAACCAAAACAAACAGCAAAUGCAUCAAACACAUUUGUAGUCAAUCUUGACGUGCUCUGAAUAUGGGGCAAAAUACUGAACUUUUUACUACACCUAAGUGCAUUUGUCCCAAUACUUUUGGUCCCCUAAAAUGGGGAGACUGCCAAAACAAAGUGUCACUGUCCCAGUACUUGGAGCUCCCUGUAUAAUUAAUAUAUAUGUUUUAAUUGAUCCACGAAGGCCGCCAGUUGCCCAUCCCUGGCCAACAUGUGCAUGUUUCUACUCUGGGUCUGUGUGUGCUUAUAACCAGAGACAUUUGGUACACUGUUCUUUCACAUGCGUCUGUACUCAUCUUGUCCCUGAAUGUUUGAAUUGUGUGUUCGAGAGCGUGUUUCUGUUCCAUAUGAUUGUCAUGCCCUUUUUUGUUUUAUAGGUGUGUGUCAGAAGUAUGCUCAGUCAUUAAUGGACUAUGUUUUUCCAUUUGUUUCCUCUAAUUUGUGUUUUGUAUUUGCUCAUGAGGUCUUUGACGAGCCUCCUAGAUGCGUGGCUGACUCUAUGCAUUCUUCUCACACCCCUGGUUUGUAAAACAAAUUUCCAUAAAUGGGAAAGGGUGCUCGGGGCAUUUGUGGUUUGAUUGUUUCCAGAAAAUGUCUAACUUUACCGGCAAGGAAAGAAACAGUUCACUACUGUUUUUAUAACCAGCAGAUGGCAGUAUUGACUUCAGGUGCCUGCAGCAAACUACCAAGUCGCUUAUAACAAACACACCCAAGUUUCCAUUUGUAUUAGUGGUAUGUACGGGAUACAUGGCAUAACACCACCCAACUAAAUGCUUACGUGCAGGUUCUUCACAGUGCCACAAAAAGAAAAUGGCUCCGUAAAAUAUUUGAUCAUAAGUAUAAUACAGGAAGGCACAAUUUAUAGUCCAAUAUGUGUUUGAGGAUUGGGGGGGGCAGGUGUUUAAAUAGUGCAGUAUUUAGCAAUCAUAAUAAGUAUGUGACUGUGAGUCAGUUCCGUUGAAGUGGUGCUAAAAGAAUGACUGUCAUGGGUCUGAUGUUGACGUCAGCCAGACACUGAACCCUCCUACAGCUCCAUACAUGACAUGUCUUUUCAGAGAAAUGACCUUCACACAAUACCCUCUACCACACGGUGGACGUGGAAUGGCAGUGAGGUGCUCAUUUGUCAAAUUCUCUUUCAAUAAAGUGUACUUUCCAUUCUUCA
This is a messenger RNA of Oncorhynchus kisutch (coho salmon), 4427 nucleotides long. Its product is annotated as solute carrier family 25 member 36-A. The coding region runs from base 403 to 1332 and encodes 309 amino acids. NCBI's taxonomy places the organism in Eukaryota, Metazoa, Chordata, Actinopteri, Salmoniformes, Salmonidae. Gene Ontology annotation, cellular component: mitochondrion. The transcript has 7 exons. Gene Ontology annotation, biological process: pyrimidine nucleotide import into mitochondrion. The record is from RefSeq and is a predicted model, not a curated record. Gene Ontology annotation, molecular function: pyrimidine nucleotide transmembrane transporter activity.